Molecule: messenger RNA, 602 nt
Organism: Aspergillus wentii DTO 134E9
Lineage: Eukaryota; Fungi; Ascomycota; Eurotiomycetes; Eurotiales; Aspergillaceae
Product: cytochrome b-c1 complex subunit 6 family protein
Exons: 3
Coding region: 102-602 (166 amino acids)
Biological process (GO): mitochondrial electron transport, ubiquinol to cytochrome c
Source: RefSeq, a predicted model, not a curated record
ACCACCCUCGUCAACUCUUGCUCGUUGCUGCCACUGCCACCCCACACUUUGGAAUCCCAGGCCCUCCAGUCACCUCAAUCGACCAAUUUACACGAUUCACAAUGGGUCUCACCGAUUUUUUCUCCGACGUGAUCUCCUCCUUCGGUUUCCCCGAGGCCCAGGCUGAGGCUCCUGCCGAGAACGUCGAGGAGCCCAGCAGCCAGGAGACCGAGGCCGAGGAGAAGCCUGCCGCGACUGAGGAGAAGGUUGAAGAGAGCGCUGAGAGCACUGAGGAGCCUGCUGAGGAGACUCCUGCUGAGUCUGAGGAGGAGCCCGAGGCCGAGGCUGAGGAAGAGGAAGGAGAGGAAGAGGAGGAAGAAGAGGAGGAGGAGGAGGCAGAAGAGCCCGAAGACAUCAAGCCUAAGCUGGAGGAGGAGUGCGCCAACUCUGCUCACUGCGCCCCGUACAAGCACCACUUCGAGGAGUGUGUUGAGCGCGUAACCCAGCAGCAAGAAGAUGAGGACUACAAGGGCCCCAAGGAGGACUGUGUUGAGGAGUUCUUCCACCUCGCCCACUGUGCGACCGCAUGUGCCGCCCCCAAGCUCUGGAAGUCCCUCAAAUAG